Mycetomoellerius zeteki is the source of this 3116-nucleotide messenger RNA. Its product is annotated as nucleolar protein 4-like. The coding region runs from base 96 to 1649 and encodes 517 amino acids. NCBI's taxonomy places the organism in Eukaryota, Metazoa, Arthropoda, Insecta, Hymenoptera, Formicidae. The record is from RefSeq and is a predicted model, not a curated record. The transcript has 9 exons.
AGGAGGACAGAGGCGGACAGUCGAAUAGAGACCGGCGAGGCAGAUAUUUCCCGCUCCGCGAAGGGGGGCAGAGAGGGCACCCCGGAGAACUGAAUAUGUCCGCCAAGCGAAAGGCCACUGCCAUCAUGCAGCACCACAAGGAGAACAUCUCGACCCCGGAGCCCACCGACAUAUCCGAGGACGAUCACUACCCAAGUACGCUCAUGAAAGAUCCGGAUAAGCUGAAGCUGAUGUUGCUCGCGUGGAAUUAUAAUCUCCAGGCACAGGCGCAGGCACAGGUCCAGGCUGCCAACGCGGCUCUCUCGCCAAAUAAUUCGUCGACUACCACGGCUACCACUAUUGGGACAACAAUCACCAGCCAAUCAGCCAUUUCCACGGCGAACAACACUAUUAACAACUCCACACUCACAGAUUCUCGAAACGGUUCAUCAGAAUUGGUGGACAUGCCAACGGGAACUGUUCCGAAUCUAAGCGCUGUGGCGGGUGUCGGUGGCGAAGACAUGGCUUCCUUGUGGGCAUCUUAUGCUAUGGGUUUCAAGAAAACGCCGCCACCAGCAUCGGCGGCAACGCCCUCGCGGACGGAUCGCGAUCGAGAGUCCAGUCCGCCCGGUGGCGAGGGGACGGGAAGCGCCCACGAUGAAACCAGCAGUAGUGGCAAUAAGGAAGACGAGGACGACGAUGAUAUAGACGCGGACGAGGGACUGGAUCCGAGACACCACGAUCCAGAACGUCUCAAGGCAUUCAAUAUGUUCGUGAGACUCUUCGUCGACGAGAACCUGGAUCGCAUCGUGCCGAUCUCGAAGCAGCCGAAGGAGAAGAUACAGGCGAUCAUCGAUAGCUGCACGAGACAGUUUCCCGAGUUUGCUGAAAGGGCCAGGAAGAGGAUCCGUACGUACCUGAAGAGCUGUCGGAGAAACAAACGUGGCAGGGAGGGCCCUUGGGAUGCCGCCAGACCCACGCCGGCACACUUGACCUCCGUGCAGGCCGAGCAGAUUCUGGCAACGGCCUGCGAGAACGAGAGCGACAACGCGAAACGUAUGAGACUUGGAAUGGAGCCGGUGUCGCAGCCCAUGCCAACUCUUCCGGCCGCAACGCAAACGGACGUUCGAUCAAGUUUGGAACAUUUCUCGAGCACACCGGUUAAAUCACUUCCGUGUAAGAGGGAAGAUACCCCUCCGGCAUCAUUAUCGUCCCUGCCAUUGACCAGUUUGGCGAACUUACCGAACAACACCAUCUCCACGCCGCUGGCGAUCGCAUCCGCGUCAAAGCUGCUCACAACAGACAACAAGAGUCUCUUGAGCCAAUCGACGAUAGUCAGUUCCACGGUAAAUGGUGUCGCCAGUGGCGGUGCACCGACGAUGUACAGACCCAACUUCAGUCAAGCGUUCCAGCGUGCCGGGCCCACAACGGUACCGCCGACCCUCUCAGCCGGGCUAUAUCCAACUCAAAGUUUUACGUCAAGUCUACUAAGCAACGGACCGACGGAUCUUAGCAUGAAGAACCCACCAAAGCCUGCUCUACUGAGUCAUAAACUGAACUCGAUGGAACUGACCGCGGUGAAGCAACUGAUAGGUGGAUAUCGGGAAUCAGCUGCCUUUCUGCUCAGAUCUGCCGACGAACUGGAACAACUGUUGCUCCAUCAACCAUAGAACUACGUUUAUUUGGCCAGCGUUCGGCAGCUUGGCUCGUAGUUACAACGAUCGACAGGAAAGCGAUGCGAGUAUUGAUGUGCACACAGCGUCUGUAUGAGCACCGAGAGUAACGCAGUCAGCGUAGAUUCGUUUCUUCAAGACCGUUUAUACCGCUAUUCUAUCGGCAAUUCUGACUCUACACACGAACUUAUCUUUUGCCACAAAAUGGUCCAUUUGGGCGAACUAAACGCAUUCGAUCCAAUAAGACUAGGGUGCAAGAUUAUAAUUUGUAUUUAAAUGAUUUAAAUGUCGAAACUCAAGAGUAUAAUAAUUUGAGAAUAAUUUAAGAAAUUAGUCGGAGUUACUUUUAUGAUUGUAUGUAAGAAAAUUGUUUUCGACGAAAGUCGAGAGGCUAUAAUCGCGACGAAAAAUUCAUACUGAAGAGUUUUUAUGCGAAUUUAUCGUUAUAUUGACUGCGUUCGGGGAGCGCGCUAUCAGUAUUAUUUGUCAUAUUAUCUUUGUUUCACAUCUAAUAGAUGAUGAACAUAGAAUGACACAAAUAGCGCUAAUAGCGUCUCCCUGAAUGCAGCCAUUUGAUUGAAAGCGCCAAAAACAGAAGAGUUCCAUAUACAUAAUGAAUAAUUGCAUAUUUCAUUAUAUGCGUCGUCGCGAUAUUUUUAAUUCUAGGAUUAAGAAAACUAUUCGAACACAGGGUGUACAUAAAAAGAUAUUUACUUAAUUACUCAUAAGCUUAAAGAAUGAUGUGGCGAGCUAGGAUGUGUGCGCGAGUGUAAGGAAGAAAGUUGAAAAAAGAAGAAGCUUCCGGACAAGUCAUUUGGAAGCGUGUGCUAGUAUUUUCUAACGGGGAUGAAAAAGUCCCGGAACUUCUUCUUUACGGCCGGGAGACGCACUUGCAUUUUUUCCUACUCAGAUUCGUAAGCUUCGAAAAACCGUUCGUGAGAGCUUCACAAAUCUAUUGCAAGUAUCUACUUCAACCGUUUCGAUGAUGGUCGAAAAAAAAGCUGUUGUAUGUUCUUACGAGACGGUAAUUUCGCUAAUCUGUUUGUUGUCGUUAUGUACAUAUGACGUAAAUGAUAUAUGAUGAGAAUAGUUACUCUCAUGCGUGAGAAAGCGCGAUUAAUUUGUAACUAAACGCGGUGGAAUCGCUCCAUUUACUUCGAGAGUGGCGUACAUCUGAAGAAUCAGUUCAAGAUACGAAAACAACGUGAUAAAAUUUGAAUUUUAGAGAGAUUAUCAAAAUUAUUGAUUUUUUGCCAUUUUUGAAGCAAAUGGUGGAUUAGAUGAAGAUUUUACGACAGUCAUACGUGUAUAUAGAAAGAUAAUGCAUUCGCGCGCAUUGAUACGCGUGUAUAUAAUACGUAGGUCGUAAAACAAGAUUUUUUUAUUGGCGAUGCGUCAGAGGCCUCGUCAGUGGAAAUUAAUUAGCUAAUCAAUUAACAAUAACUGUACAACGUCGUCGUAAUA